AUGAAGGUUGCCGGCUCCAGUACCGCUCCUUUUGGAGACGCCUCCUCCACUAUUCGUCCCAAGAUUCAUGCAAAAACUUUCAUUGUCCUGGCGUCGGUGUGCUUUGUUUACGCAGGUCAAACAAUUGGAAUCAUCGCUUCUGGCAUCCUUACCCAGCCCUUGGGAAUAUUGUUCAACAGCCCCGCUGAAGGUGUAUGGUUCGCGACUGUAAUCAACAUCUUCCUGGCUAUUGGCUCCCCUCCUGCCUGUCAAAUUGCCGACUAUUGGGGUAGGAAAUGGAUUCUUACCAUUGUGACUGCUUUUGGGUUCGUGGGAACCGUGGUCAUUUCUCGUGCACAAUCCAUGGGCGCUGCAAUCGCAGGCUUUACCAUCAUGGGCAUCGCUUCUGCAGGAGCGCCGUUGAUCGUGGCCAUCGGGUCAGAAGUCGUUCCGAGAAAACAUCGGCCUUACGCUCAAGCACUGGUUUAUGCAUCCGGGACCUUCGCCGCCGUUGCUGGUCUCCUUAUGGCGGGUGCUCUUCUGAGACACAACCAUUACGAAAACUUCCGUACUUUCAGCUACGUCCACGCCGGUAUUUUUGCUGCUGCUACCGUUGGAUUUGCUCUUGUCUAUGACCCCCCCCGAAGAGAGCUUCAGACGACGUUAACAGCCAGGGAAAAGCUUGGAAAACUUGACUGGACUGGUUAUCUUCUUUUCACUCCAGGUUUGGUGUUAUUCUGCGUCGCACUUUCGUUUUACAAGAACCCUUAUCCCUGGGGAUCAGUGCGGGUUUACGUUACUUUCACCUGUGGCGUUGUUCUGACGAUCGCUUUUGGCAUUUAUGAGUGGUAUUUCAAGAAGGACGGCAUUCUGAAUCAUCGCCUGUUCCAGAACCGUAAUUUCCCUCUCAGCAUUGUCCUCAUGUUCGUGGAAGGGGCAUUCUUCUUCACCGUCAACGGCUACCUUGUCUUCCAAAUUGCCACCUUUACAGGACAGGGUUUCUUUACGUGCACCUUGCAUUAUGUGGUCGCCUUCGGUGGUGCUACCGCUGCACUACCUUUGGUUGGUUGGGUGGGCUCUAGGUUUCGAACCGUACGGAUCCCAAUUAUCAUUGGCAUGGUGAUUGCUCUGGUCGGUCUCAUUUGCAUGGCCACCGCCGACUCGAGCACACCCCGCCCAGAUUAUUGGAUUUUCUCUCUCAUCCUAGGUAUCAGCGCUGCCUGGAUGCUCCCUUCAAUUAUGGUUGCCGCCCAGAUGAGUACGCCCCCAGACUUAAUUUCAGAGACCUCGGGACUACUUAAUGCUGCCAGAGCCGUGGGCUCCACCGUCGGCUUAGCUAUCAAUAAUGCAAUUUUCAACAGCGCAUUAUUUGACAACGCUCCGACAAAGGUUGCUGCGGCAGCUCUGCCUCUCGGAUUGCCCGAGACGUCCCUUCCCGCACUCAUUUCAGGACUCAUCGCACGAGAUCAGAAUGCGUUAAUGCAGAUUCCUAGCAUAACACUGGAUAUAAUCAAUGCAGCUUCCAUGGGAUUGUUGAAAGCCUACAACAUUGCUUUCAGGGAUGCGUGGAUUUUGUCAUGCACUCUCUGCUUCUUAGCCGUUAUCGUCAGUUGUUUCCUUUUCGAACCGGAGAAUGAGUUCACUUCGCAUAUCGAUGCACCGGUCGAGAAGGAUGUUUUGGAGUCGCAGGCUACGUUUGAGCAUAUCUCAAACGCUGAAAAACCCCAUAUCGCUACGACUCAUUUUGAAUGA
Messenger RNA from Cladophialophora psammophila CBS 110553, 1731 nucleotides. RefSeq lists its product as uncharacterized. Gene Ontology annotation, molecular function: transmembrane transporter activity. The record is from RefSeq and is a predicted model, not a curated record. Bases 1 to 1731 code for a protein of 576 amino acids. NCBI's taxonomy places the organism in Eukaryota, Fungi, Ascomycota, Eurotiomycetes, Chaetothyriales, Herpotrichiellaceae. The transcript is spliced from 3 exons. Gene Ontology annotation, biological process: transmembrane transport.